AUGAAGCGGUCUCAAGGGAAACCGCCAGGUCGUGGUUUUGAAGGACCCCGCUCCGGUUUCUCAGGCUUUGGAGGCUUUGGCACCGCCGCCUCCGGGACUUCCUUGUCGUACCUCGCCGAGCCUCCUUCAUUUGCUGCUGUCUCGGAUCCGAAUGUUGUCGUGUCGCUCAAGAACAUUCUGAAGAAGGACAGCACUACCAAGGCCAAAGCGCUCGAGGAGCUACUAGCUUAUGUACAGGCUCAUCCAUUUGACAAGGAUGGCGGGGUUGAAGAGGGCAUCCUCGAUGUUUGGGUCCAAAUUUAUCCUCGCACAUCUAUAGACAACUCACGUCGCGUGCGUGAACUGACGCAUAACCUCCAGUUUGAGCUCAUGAAAUCAGCCCGCAAGCGUUUUGAACGUCAUCUGCCAAAGAUCGUCGGCGCAUGGCUUGCCGGCCUGUAUGACCGCGACCGUGUUGUUGCCAGGGCUGCUAGCGACGGUCUAACCUCGUUUCUCAACACCCCUGAAAAGGUCCUUGCGUUUUGGACCAAGUGCCAGGGCCAGAUCCUUGACUAUGCCAUUGAUGCUAUCCAAGAAACACAAGAUACCCUGAGCGAUGAACGAUCAACAACGGCGGAGGAUGCCGAGGCAAAGUAUUACCGAGUUGUUACUGCUAGCUUGUCACUUGUCUUGGGUUUACUGCAAAAGGUUGAGCCAAGUAACUUGGAGAAGUUGCAAUCUCGAUACGAUGACUACUUUGCGGAGGAAAACGUUUGGAAGACCAUUACUUUCAAUGACUCGUCAGUCAGGAAGACGGUAUGUCAGCUGCUGUUCGCCUCCAUCGACCGGAAGUUGCCAUAUGCCGAUGAUGCAAAGGUCAAGCAAGCCUUCAUCACAGGAGGUCUGAAGACGAACCAAGCUGGCUCGGCGCUCGAAUAUGUACGGGCGUUGACAAAAAUGACACAAACAUAUCCCGAUGUUUGGACAUCAACGAAGACACCGAGCGGUCCAAAGUCUCCUCUUGGCAGACUGCAGGCAUUCGUCGCCAAGGGAUCUCAGGGCAGUCCGCCCAAGUUCUGGGAGUACUUGGAUCAACUGCUGAUGGUUCUGCCAUCGGAUUUGAUCACACCCGAGGUUGCUUCCCAAUUUUUGACUUCUCUCAAGUCUGGUAUUACACAUCGCGAUGAACCUCGAACGAACACUUCUUAUGCAUGGAAGUGCUUCAUCGAUACAGCCAAGCGCCUCCUCAAGAAUCUCCCGGCCGACGACCAAUUGCCAUUUGUGCAAGAGCAUCUCUUCCCUCUCAUUGAGCAGUUCUUGUUUUCGGUGUCAGAAAAGACAGUAGCUAUACCGCUUGGCCCAAACGCGAUUUCCGUCCUGGUCGAAGCCUACAUCGCCACUGUCCAAGCCUCACCAUCGGUGGUAUCCGCAUCCAAGGAAGAAUGGGACCGACUCGCCAGCGUCUUCUGCGCAAAAAUCUCCGGAUCGUUGCCUGAGGUUUCGCGGGAGUAUCAACAGUCUCAAGAAAAGAUCUCUGAGGAAGGCCGACGGUGGUUCGGUCUCGUGGGCCAGAUUGAGGAGAAGAUAGCUGACCUGGAAGAAGAUGUUCCAGACCAUACAGCUCAACCCUCUCUCAAAGCCAUUUCUCAGAGUAUCACACUGCUGGAGAGCCGGAACUUGAAGCCAUUUGGUGCAGCUCGAAUCAUCGAAUAUGCAUUGAGUAUGGCACCCCGCUUAUUCGACGGCAAAGGGGCUGCAACGCUCUCCACGUUCUUCACUACCCUGGUUCGUGAUGAUGCUGCCAAAGCUGUCACCUCGCCCUCCUCGAGGUACCUUCUCUCUUCGCUUCACCUUUUCGGCUCCGUGUCAACUCAAUUCGCACCUAUUUGGAACUCUUGGGUCGAGGCUGUCCUCGAUCUACCAUCAGAGGCUACUCGUGAUGUCGCCCUUGCAUCACUCAUCUCCAACGAUAGAGGAGCCGUUCUCGCCAAGGGAAACAUGGACUUGCAAAAGCACAUUAUUGGUCAGGCUGUUCUUUUGGCGGUCGGUGGUAGCAAUGAUUGGGAAUUGUUGGAAGCUGCUGUCACAUACCAGACUCUUACUGACAGCAAUUACCGAGACCUUGUUCAAGCUCUUGUCGAAAUCCUUGAGAAGGAACCUUCGAAGACGGAAUCAACACUCCAAGCCUUGGAGAUUGCUGCCAAGGGUCGACCUGAGCUGUUCUCCCGCGAUGAACGCGUUCACACAACGUUGGUAGCUCUGCUUCUCGGUCUUUCUGAGCUUGAGGACUCCGCUAUUUCUUCAAAGGCGACUGCCAUCCGCACUCUUCUCGAUACUCACACUGACGGAAAGCUACCUGUUAUAGCUGUCGUUCAAGCCAACCUCGAGCGAGCAGGAACACAGUCUCUGGACAUUAACACGUUGGUGUCGCAAGCAUACAACGCGGUCUCGAGUGAUAUCCCGUCCGAAGAGCUCUUCCCAAGUACCAACGUAUGGAUGAAGGAACUUGCGCCAUUAUUGGAACUGUCUGUAAAUCCGGCUCUAUCAAUUACUAACAGCAUAGGUGGUGCUGUUUCCUUGGUGAAGGGAGCCCCUCGAUCUACCAAUCUCAGAAUUUAUCGGGAUAGAAAGGGACGUGCCAUUCCUACAAGAAUGGCUCUUUAUGUUUCUCAGCUUUCGGAGAAGCUUCCAUUGUCUCAGUUGCCCAAACCCUUCCAGCUUGAGCUGUUGUAUCUUCAGUGUCUGACUGUGCAGCUCAUCUCUGAUCAAAUCACCUGUAUGGAGGAGAACCGGCUGUGGCAAACUCUAAAACAUGCUGAAGGUAGCGCACAGGCUGAAGAGUUCGUCUCCAAGACACGUGGGAUUUUGCAUCAGUUGGCUGCUGAUACUGGCGCCUGGAGCGACUCGGAAGAGAAGCCGAUCAUCCAAGACCUCAUUGAUCUAUUAAGCCAACACUCGCAAGAGCUGACGCCCAGAGGGCUAUACAGUGCACGUGCGCUCAGUGAACUUGUUCAAUUCCUAGCUGAGGCGCAUGGAGCAUCAUCCAGCUUCGAAGACGCCCUUCUGAAGCCCGAUGUUCUCAAGAUUGGCCCUACUACCGUCCUGCCAGCCUCGGCUAUAAUUGCCGGGUUUGGUGAGACUCUGCAGCCCUCCAAGAUUGCUAGCAACUUCUGCAAUAAGGUUGUGAGUGAGAUCGCAGGAGCCAAGGCAGAUAGUGACAAGACAUUGAUGACUCUUGUUCUUCUGUCGCAAUGUGCUCAAAUUUACGAGGUGGGCGAAAUGCCCGUGGCUAACAACCGAAUCGUUUUUGCCGUCCGCCAAAUAACCUCUUGGCUGGACGAGCCUGAGAGCCUGAGCCCAGCCCUUUGUGCCGAGAUUUGUCGAGCAUUGAACAAACUGCUGCCUUGUAUGAAGGACGUUUACGGAUCUUAUUGGGAAAAGACCAUCGAGUUUUGCAUAUCUCUGUGGAACCGUGCGCACGAGUUUGAGUUGAACGAGGCUCUUCCCUUCAUUCACUCUUCACUCAGGUUAUUUAAGACCAUUGAGUCUUUGCAAGAGCCUAACGAUGAUCUCGAGGAUGCCCUCAAGGAGUACGCCAGUGCCAAGCCCAGGGCGUUGAUUGAGCUGCUGCGACUUCCUCGGGAUGCUCGCUCCCAGCCACUUGAGAUUGUGGAUGCCAUGCUUUGCCGAGAGGUCCAGAAGAUUUCUCUGAGACAUGUGCCUGAUCUGUCUGAUCUCUUUGGCUUGGUGGCGUCGGAAUCGCGGGACAUCCAGACAGCUGCGUUCAAUCUGCUUCACCAGGCUCUUCCUGAACAGCAACAGCAAAAGUCCAUUGAUGCUUUGCUGGAGAAGACAGAUGCCCGACUGCCCGAUGAACUCCUCUCACUUCUUCUUGACGCCCCCACGCUCGAGAAGUACUCUGACGAAAUGCUUGCCGAAUUUCCCUCUCCUAUCCGCGCAUACCUCCUAUCCUGGAAGCUCGUCUUUGAUGCCUACUCGACAUCAUCAUUCAAGAUCCGAAACGACUUUACUGAUAACCUGAAACAAGAUAAUUGCGUAGGGCCACUGCUAGACUUUAUGUUUGACGUGCUGGGUCACUCAGCUGCUCAUCCAUUGAAGCUAGAAAAGGUCAACCUCACUUCAGAGCACAUCCAAGACUACGAUGUGAAGUUGGCAGAUUCGGAACCCGAGGAGAAGAGCAUGCAGUGGCUGCUGGUUCAUCUCUUCUAUCUUCUCCACAAGUACGCCCCUGGCUUGUUCCGUGCUUGGUACAUCGACUGUCGGUCGAAGCAGACGCGCAUUGCUGUUGAGUCGUGGACGACCAAGUACUUCUCGCCCAUCAUAGUCUCAGACGUCCUAGAUGAAGUCCAAAAGUGGGCUGAUAGCCAGGAACCUCCUGCUAUGGACGAGAAGGAACUUGUUGUGCGUGUUGCGAGAUCCUCCAGAGAAAUCAUAGCUGGCUAUGAAGUCGACGAGGAUCAAGCCGCCAUCGCCAUCAAGAUACCUCAGAACUACCCCAUCGAAAACGUCUCUGUCCAGAGUCUCAAUCGUGUCGCUGUCAAUGAGAAGAAGUGGCAGAGCUGGAUCAUGACGACACAGGGUGUCAUCACCUUCUCCAACGGCAACAUCAUCGAUGGUCUUCAAGUCUUCAAGCGAAACAUUCUCGGUGCGCUCAAGGGCCAGACCGAGUGUGCUAUUUGCUACAGCAUUAUCUCGACCGACAAGCGCAUGCCUGAUAAACGAUGCACCACGUGCAAGAACUUGUUUCAUAGGACGUGUUUGUACAAGUGGUUCCAGAGCAGUAACCAGAAUACUUGCCCGCUGUGUCGAAACCCAAUUGACUACCUAGGCUCAGAUACGAAGAGACGACAGGGUUAG
Molecule: messenger RNA, 4857 nt
Organism: Fusarium proliferatum ET1
Lineage: Eukaryota; Fungi; Ascomycota; Sordariomycetes; Hypocreales; Nectriaceae
Exons: 2
Coding region: 1-4857 (1618 amino acids)
Biological process (GO): ribosome-associated ubiquitin-dependent protein catabolic process; rescue of stalled cytosolic ribosome
Cellular component (GO): cytosol; RQC complex
Molecular function (GO): ribosomal large subunit binding; ubiquitin protein ligase activity
Source: RefSeq, a predicted model, not a curated record